AUUGGCCUGCGUUGUUUAUUUGGAUAUAUGAUAAAACUCGUGUUUGCGGAUCUUUCGAAGAUGGUUUGGCUGCCUUGGCGACUUGGAGAUCGGAUGUCACGAUGAGGACUCACACACGGGGGGCUCCCAGUGUGUUUUUCAUAUGUCUGGUUUGCUUUGUGUCAGCCCAUAUCACCGACGAGGACCCGGAAGUCAUGAUUCCCUUCAUGAAUGCCAACUAUGACAGCCACCCGAUGCUGUACUUCUCCAGGGCAGAGGUAGCUGAGCUCCAGCUCAGGGCUGCCAGCACGCAUGAGCAUAUUGCGGUCCGACUCACCGAGGCCGUGAACACCAUGCUGUCCAGCCCCUUGGAGUACCUCCCGCCCUGGGACCCCAAGGACUACAGUGCCCGCUGGAAUGAGAUUUAUGGAAACAACUUGGGUGCCUUGGCAAUGUUCUGUGUGCUCUAUCCUGAGAACCUCGAAGCCCGAGACAUGGCCAAAGACUACAUGGAGAGGAUGGCAGCGCAGCCUAGUUGGUUAGUAAAAGAUGCUCCUUGGGAUGAAGUCCCACUGGCUCACUCCCUCGUUGGUUUUGCCACUGCCUACGACUUCUUGUACAACUACCUGAGCAAGACACAACAGGAGAAGUUUCUUGAAGUGAUUGCCAAUGCCUCGGGCUACAUGUACGAGACUUCUUACAGGAGAGGAUGGGGGUUUCAGUACCUACACAAUCAUCAGCCCACCAACUGCAUGGCGUUGCUCACGGGAAGCCUGGUCCUGAUGAAUCAAGGGUAUCUUCAAGAAGCCUAUUUAUGGACCAAACAAGUUCUGACCAUCAUGGAGAAAUCUCUGGUCUUGCUCCGGGAAGUGACAGAUGGCACCCUCUAUGAAGGAGUUGCUUAUGGCAGCUACACCACUAGAUCCCUCUUCCAGUAUAUGUUUCUGGUUCAAAGGCACUUUAACAUCAACCACUUUGGCCAUCCAUGGCUUAAGCAACACUUUGCAUUUAUGUAUAGAACCAUCCUACCAGGGUUUCAAAGAACGGUGGCUAUUGCAGACUCAAAUUACAACUGGUUUUAUGGUCCAGAAAGUCAGUUAGUGUUCCUGGAUAAAUUUGUCAUACGUAACGGCAGUGGUAACUGGCUGGCCGAUCGAAUCAGGAGGAACCGAGUGAUGGAGGGUCCGGGAACUCCAUCCAAAGGGCAGCGCUGGUGCACUCUCCACACGGAGUUUCUCUGGUAUGAUGCCAGCUUGAAAUCCGUUCCCCCUCCAGAUUUUGGGACUCCGGCAUUGCAUUAUUUUGAAGACUGGGGUGUGGUGACCUAUGGAAGUGCCCUUCCUGCAGAAAUCAAUAGAUCCUUCCUUUCCUUCAAGUCCGGAAAGCUCGGAGGACGUGCAAUCUACGACAUUGUGCACAGAAGCAAAUACAAAGACUGGAUCAAAGGCUGGCGAAAUUUUAAUGCGGGGCAUGAGCAUCCUGAUCAGAACUCCUUCACCUUUGCUCCCAACGGCGUGCCUUUCAUCACGGAGGCUCUGUAUGGGCCAAAGUAUACCUACUUCAAUAACGCGUUGAUGUUUUCCCCGGCUGUGUCAAAGAGCUGCUUUGCUCCCUGGGAGGGCCAGGUUACAGAAGAUUGCUCAUCCAAAUGGUCUAAAUACAAGCACGACCUGGCAGCCAACUGUCAGGGGAGAGUCGUUGCCGCAAUGGAGAAAAACGGGUUGGUUUUCAUCCGCGGAGAAGGUGUCGGCGCUUAUAACCCUCGGCUCAAUCUGAAGAAUGUUCAGAGGAACCUUAUCCUCUUGCACCCGCAGCUUCUCCUCCUUGUGGACCAAAUAUCCCUGGGAGAGGCGAGUCCCGUGGAAACAGCCGCAAGCUUCUUCCACAAUGUGGAUGCUCCUUUUGAGGAGACAGAGGUAGACGGUGUCCAUGGGGCGUUCAUCAGGCAACGAGAUGGUCUCUAUAAAAUGUACUGGAUGGAUGAUACUGGCUACAGUGAGAAAGCAACCUUUGCUUCUGUGACAUACCCGCGGGGCUAUCCCUACAAUGGUACAAACUAUGUGAAUGUCACCAUGCACCUUCGAAGCCCCAUCACCAGGGUGGCUUACCUCUUCAUAGGGCCAUCUGUAGAUGUCCAGAGCUUCAGUAUCCAUGGAGACGCUCAGCAACUGGAUGUGUUUAUAGCCACUAGCGAACAUGCCUAUGCAACUUACCUUUGGACAGGCGAGGCCACAGGGCAGUCUGCCUUUGCGCAAGUCAUUGCAGAUCACCAGAAAAUUCUUUUUGACCGAAGCGCAGCCAUCAGGAGCACACUGGUCCCCGAGGUGAGGGACUAUGCUGCCAUUGUGGAACAGAACCUGCAGCGUUUUAAGCCGGUGUUCCAGCUAUUGGAGAAACAGAUCCUGUCCCGAGUUCGGAACACGGCUAGCUUUAGGAAGACCGCAGAGCGCUUGCUGCGGUUUUCAGAUAAGAGGCAGACCGAGGAGGCCAUUGACAGGAUUUUUGCCAUAUCUCAGCAGCAGCUGCUGCAGCAAAGCAAAUCGAAGAAAACCCGAAGGGCAGGCAAGCGUUACAAAUUUGUGGAUGCCGUCCCCGAUAUCUUUGCACAGAUAGAAGUCAACGAGAAAAGGAUUAGGCAGAAAGCUCAGAUUUUGGCACAGAAAGAACUGCCUGUAGAUGAAGAUGAAGAAAUGAAAGACCUUUUAGAUUUUGCAGAUGUAACAUAUGAAAAACACAAAAAUGGUGGCUUGGUGAAAGGCCAAUUUGGCCAGGCCCGGAUGCUGACAACGACUCUCAGGAGGGCGCCGUCCCUGUCUGCGUCAUACACCAGACUGUUCCUGAUCCUGAACAUUGCUAUUUUCUUUGUCAUGUUGGCAGUGCAACUGACUUAUUUCCAGAGGGCCCAGAGUCUACAUGGCCAAAGAUGUCUUUAUACAGUCCUUCUGAUAGACAGCUGCAUCUUACUGUGGUUGUACUCCUCUUGUUCUCAGUCUCAGUGUUAGCACUGAUGCCACAAAUUGCUUGAUCAUUUGGUGAUCACAAGAGUCUAUGCAAAACACCCAAGAAAAGCCCAAGUUUGUAAUGGGGUCUUUUUUUCUUAUUCAUUUUAACAAAUUAUGGGGUGAUCGUUCCAGCCAAGAAUUCAGGGACAUAGAGAAAUCAGAAUCAGUCGACAAUGUUAUCAGAGGAAUAAGAGUAGCUCAGUUCUCCUUUGGUGUUUCUGGAAGUGUUUUACCUUGCUAAUUUAGCAGACCACAUAAAAUUACUUAGAGUAGAAACAAAAAAUCGUUGGGUUUAAGUAAUUAUGUUUCUUAAGAGAAAAAAAAUUAUUUAAGUAGAAUUUGAGUCAUGUCUAUUUAAUGCUAUUAGCAAUAUCCAGAUGUUGUUUCAUGGAAAAGACUGCUGAAGCACACAAUUUAAAAAUAUACAAACACUUUUGAAAAUGGUAUAAUCGUGUUGAGAAUUAAGUGUUGCUAAGUCUUCGUACUGGGGUAUCAGCUUACUGGGAGAAGUUGUACUUAAUUGAGUGCACAGAAUGGUCUUAUAGAUUUGUUAUUCAUAUCACACAGUAAAAAUGAAAAUCACCAAAAAUAUUCAAAAUACAUUUCCAGUAGAAAACAUAUAUCCACAAAUGAAUUUGUCUUGAAGAGUCAGGCUCUGCAUGCAUAUUACUUUUGCCCAUUCAUCAGUUAUCCUGUAAGCCAGAUAAUUACAGAGAACUCAGUUUUGUAUUUUCCUUAGAUGGAAAACUAUUUUGGAUCCAGUGACCAAACUAUUAAAAAUAAAAUAUUUUAUAUUGUGAAAGUGGAUUUCCAUACCAAAGAAGAUGGGAAAGCCUAACUUUGAAUAUGAUUUUUUAUGUGUGUUUUUUAAUAGAAGACUUCAUCAAGUUUAUUUUGCUAAAUAAACAUCAUAAUUGUGAUUUUC
Messenger RNA from Echinops telfairi (small Madagascar hedgehog), 3906 nucleotides. RefSeq names its product dermatan sulfate epimerase (gene DSE). The record is from RefSeq and is a predicted model, not a curated record. Gene Ontology annotation, molecular function: chondroitin-glucuronate 5-epimerase activity. The transcript has 6 exons. Bases 102 to 2981 code for a protein of 959 amino acids. Lineage: Eukaryota; Metazoa; Chordata; Mammalia; Afrosoricida; Tenrecidae.